AUGUCUGGAAGUUGUGGUCAAGAAAAAAUACGAUGGAUUACUACAAUAAUUCUGAGUUCAUCUCUCCAGGAUCAUGAAAUUUCAACAACCUUGCAAAACCAGCAACACCGGGUUCGUUAUUCAGAUGCAGUGGAAAAUGGAUCUAUUAUUUUCUCACUUUCUGGUGUUGCAUUUUUGCUUGCCGAUACUCAAGAUUUGCUAUUGAUAAAUAGCAAAGUCAUUUUUGAAAGAAUAAAGAAGUUCAUGACCAUUCAUAGAAAUGGAUUUUUACUUUUAUCAGCUGCCCUUCACGGACCAAAAGAAUGGGAAAUGAUGUUCAGAAUUCAGCAAAGAUUUUUAGGCAGCAAUUUACGCAUAGUUCCAAUCCAUAAUACUGCUGAAGGUGUUAAAUUAAUGUUGACCAUAGCAAAGACUUAUUCAAAACCCUAUCUGGACAAUGUUCACUACAGAAUGCUAAUGGCAAAGACACAGAUUAUAGAACAAAGCCCUGUUUGGAAAAUGCUUCAUCACAAUCAACUGCACUGAAGUUAAACACCAUCCAAACUGUUAAAAAAAUUG
This is a messenger RNA of Protobothrops mucrosquamatus (brown spotted pit viper), 558 nucleotides long. RefSeq names its product chromosome unknown C1orf146 homolog (gene CUNH1orf146). Gene Ontology annotation, biological process: reciprocal meiotic recombination; synaptonemal complex assembly. The record is from RefSeq and is a predicted model, not a curated record. Gene Ontology annotation, cellular component: chromosome. The coding region runs from base 1 to 525 and encodes 174 amino acids. Lineage: Eukaryota; Metazoa; Chordata; Lepidosauria; Squamata; Viperidae. The transcript has 5 exons.